AUGUCACCUGGCGCUCUGCUGGCAUCUCAAAAUACUACCGCCACAGCUCCCCAAGCUAUUGCGUAUGAUUUUCGCCUUUAUCGAUACACGCCAUCAUUAGAAGUCCCGAUAGUAACCGUCGUUGUAUUCGCUAUCCUCACCGGCUAUCAUGCCUUUCUUAUUAAGCGGCAUCAGUCUUUUUACUUCACUGCAUUCACAGUUGGCGGCCUGUGUUAUGCUGGUCGCAUUUGGUCACAUUAUGAUACAAUGGCUAUCGGCGGCUUCGUCAUCCAGGCUAUCUUGAUUCUCGUUGCCCCUGCACUAUAUGCAGCUUCAAUAUACAUGAUCCUCGCACGACUUAUUCGCGCUAUUAAUGCUCAACAAUUAUCCAUUCUGGUGGCGGGGGCGUUCAGGCGGCCGGAACACUUGACCUCUAUUAUUGGCGAAAAAAUUAUCAUUACCGGUCUAUUCGUGCAGAUUGCCUUCUUUGGCUUCUUUAUAAUUACAACAAUUACAUUUCACUAUAAACUUAUCAACAAUCCUACACCAGCUGCAGUGGCUCGAAUUAUUCGUUGGAAACGCCAUAUCUAUAUCCUCUAUACUACUAGCUCUCUGAUACUUGUCCGAAGUAUUGUCCGCGUCAUCGAAUAUCUCCAAGGCAACGGCGGGUACCUGAUAUCCCACGAAGCAUUCCUCUAUGUCUUUGAUGCUCUGCUUAUGGUUUCUGUCAUGGUCAUCUUUGCUAUUUGGUAUAUUGGAGAUCUUGAGCAGGAAUGGGAAACGGUGCAGUAAUUGCUGUCCCGAUCUAGCUAUGGGGAUGAUAGGAAUGGGCUUGGUGCCGAUCAAAGGCCUGUAGAAUUGAAGCAGAUGGUUUGAUGCAUUUCGUC
Messenger RNA from Trichoderma asperellum CBS 433.97, 866 nucleotides. RefSeq lists its product as uncharacterized. The record is from RefSeq and is a predicted model, not a curated record. Gene Ontology annotation, cellular component: membrane. NCBI's taxonomy places the organism in Eukaryota, Fungi, Ascomycota, Sordariomycetes, Hypocreales, Hypocreaceae.